GUAUGGGGGGAGGGAGAUAGCCAGUAGGUGGAGGAGAUAGCUAGUAUGGCAGAGAGGUAGAUAGCUUGUAUAGGGGUGAGGUAGUUUUUAUAGGGUACAUCAGGGAGAGAGUAGCUUGGAGUGUGGCAUAUUCUGGCAGCAUUGUGUCAGAAUCAGCAUUGUGUCAUUCUUUCAGGAGGGAGGAAAGGUGUAUGGGAGGGACUGAAGUUGCCAACUCCCAGAUAGCAGCAAAAGACUCACGAGGUACUCCCAGCACAGCCAUUAAGGGUAUGCACAAGGCCAUUAUUGUUCAGAAGUCUUGAUGCAUACUUCAACCUCCUGAGGUUUUCUUCAAUUUAAUGUAACAGUGGGCAAUAAAGACAAACUUUUUUUUAGGACAAAAGGCAGCUUCUCUAGUUGUAGGCCUCUCUGAUUAUACCCUUCGCAACCGUCAACUCAUACAGAACUGCAGCUUUGAUUCAGCUUCAUACAAGGUCACAUACUCCCAUCAGCUGUCUGUGUUGAACUUCUCUAGCUCUGUCUCACAACAUAUUAAUUUCAAGAUUAGAAUUCACAUCCCUCGUCUCCAUCUGUGGUUGGGUCUUCAGCCUUUCUAUCCCCACCCUCUGGAACUCCAUCCCGGAGCCCAUCUGCCCUGCACCUUUCCAUACCUCCUUCCAGGAGCUAUACAAAAUAAAGGAAGAUGGUAAGCAAUCAAGUUGUACUGGAGUCAAAGGCAGCCCCUAAAACCCUGUUGGAUGAGAUGCACAAACUUCGCAUUUUGUGCUACUUCUGUGAUGUAACUGUGCAGAUAGAACACCAGGGAAGCAAAGAGGAAUUUGUCGCCCACAAAGCUGUGUUAGCUGCAGCCAGCAGUUACUUUAAGGAGCUUUUCCUUAAUGAAAUGGUGAACACUAAGAUUACUAUUGUUACUUUACGUGACAUAUAUACAGCAGACUUUGCCUCUUUUCUGGAUUUUGUUUACACUGCAAAAGUGGAGGUUGAGGCUGAACGGGUACAAAGAUUACAGGAGAUUGCUGAGAAAUUGAAAUGCAGGGAACUAGUAGAAGUCUGUAGUCAGGUAAAAUCACAAAUACUUGAGUCAGCUCUGAUGGACUUGGGCAACUUGGCGGAAUCCCAUGGAACAGAAGGAAUGAAAGGAACAAAACAGGAUGGCGACACUGUUCCAGGUUCUUUUCAGAACACAGGAAUUGUUUCAGGAGAACACAAUCACAAAAUCUCUGGCCAGAUUAUUUCAGAUGAAGAGAAAGUUUAUGAGGCAUCUUUUAAAGAGCCAGCGACUACCAGAACUAAGGGAUGGGAAAAGUCAGAAAAGGAAAAGAAAUUAGCAAAACCUUUAAAUAUAAAGACUAAACGUGCCAGUGGAAGGCAAGUUGGGCGCAAAGUCUUUUUAGAGAUUCCCAAAAAGAAAUAUACACGUAGGCUUCGAGAACAAGCAAAGGUUGAUGAAGAUUUGAAGGAGGAAUCUGGAAAGCUGUCCUCUACAGAAGAUAAAAAACAAGAAGCCAAAGAUCAAGUCAAGAAAGACAGUGAAAAGCCAGAUGAAGAUGAGACUAUGGAGGAGGAAGAUGAAGAUGAGAGUGACGAUAGUGGUUUUAAAUUGGUUGAAGACACUAAAAAGACCCCGGAUGAGAAUGAAAAGAAGAAACGAGUCAGAAAUUUUCAGUGUGAUAAAUGUCAGAAAGGUUUCCAAUAUGAAAAGAGCUUCUUAAAACAUAUAGAAAAGAGCCAUGGUAUUAUACCUGAAAUUAUUUACUGCUGCGAGAUCUGCAACCAGACAUUUGCUAAUCGUUGCAAUCUAAAAAGCCACCAAAUGCAUGUUCAUAGUGAAGAGCUUCGUUUCCCAUGUACGCUCUGUGGUAAAAGGUUUAAGAGGAAAAAGUAUGUGAAGCGGCAUAAUCUUAAGGUUCAUGAGGGUGGAGAGCGUCAUUUAUGCUUGCAGUGUGGUAAAGGACUAAGUUCCAAAACUGCCUUGAGGGUCCAUGAAAGGAUACACACCGGCGACAAACCCUAUGAGUGCACUGAAUGCCAUGCCAAGUUUUCUCAGCCAUCUGCACUGAAGGUGCAUUUGAGAAUUCAUACUGGCGAAAAGCCAUUUGCCUGUGAUCAAUGUGGCGCCAGAUUCACGCAGAAUCAUAUGCUGAUAUACCAUAAGAGAUCUCACACAGGUGAAAGACCCUUUAUGUGUGAAACAUGUGGCAAGAGCUUUGCUUCAAAAGAGUACUUGAAGCAUCACAACAGAAUCCACACCGGAUCAAAGCCAUUUGUGUGUGAGAUCUGCUAUCGAGCCUUUGCACAAAGAAAUUCCCUUCACCAACACAUUAAGGUUCACACAGGUGAGCGUCCCUAUUGCUGUGACCAGUGUGGCAAACAGUUCACCCAACUGAAUGCUUUGCAGCGUCAUCAUCGCAUACACACAGGAGAGAAACCAUUCAUGUGCAGUGCGUGUGGGAGGACCUUCACUGAUAAAUCUACGCUCAGGCGGCAUGCUUCGGUUCAUGACAAGAAUGCACCAUGGCAGUCUUUCCUUAUCACUCUGGAUGAGAAUGCUAAGAAAAACCAUGCUCGAAGAAUGGACUUCUAUGCUAUUGUUGAUUGUGAGCCAAUUCCUCCUUCAGAAGCGCAAGAACAAUCAGCAUCUUGUACAGAAAUAAUUGGUGAUCAACAUGCAGCUACUCUCCAUGGGAAUAUCCCUGGUACACAUGAGCAGAAUGCAUCAGGUACUUCUGACUGGAGGCCAGCUGGUCUGCCUUCAGUCACCAUGGUGACUCAGGCAGCCUCUAUGGUAGCCACUCUGAACGAGCUCGCUGUACUUCAUGCCCCAACAAAUUCAGUGCAGACUCACUUGCACAUCUUGGCUAAUGUGGAACAGCUCAAUUCAGCAAGCACACAAGCCCUAGUUCUUGACAAUAACACCGGUGCUUUAACAGUGGACAAAAAUGAGACCCCUAACACAAGCAGUGUGACUACUAUUUCUGUUCCUGCAUGUCUAGGUAUGACAGGUAACAUCAACAACAUGUUACCGCAUGCAGCAGAAGUGGAGCAGGUACAGAGUGGAACACCUGUCACCAUAUCAACAUUAACUUCACAAUUAACUGUUAUGCAGAGCAAUAAUCUGCCAGCAUUGCAGAGCACUGUAAAUGGAGUGGCCGAUAUUCAGACUAUUCAAAUGUGAUCUGGUAUUAAUCUGCUGUAUUGCUUCCACCCCUGAGCUCAGGUGAAUUAAUUUAAAAUAUUAAUCUAGUUUUUGGUAGCGAGAAAGGAAUAAAUCAUCUGCUACAUUUAUGGUCUUUUGGUUCUCUAUGAAAGAUUUACAAUUAUUCACUGGGUUGCAGCAGUGCUAUUGUAAAUUGGAAAAUCAACAGAACUUUUUAAACUUAUUUUAAAGUCAAGAAGGUGCAUUAUAAUUUCUUUUUCUAAGUAGAAUCAUUUUGCUAGAGUUUCUAAAUAUCUGUGAAAUGGAUUUGAUGCAGAAAGUGUUGCCUUUUAAAGUAAAUAUCAAGGUUUGACUAUUGGAUUUUGAAGCAUUAGAAGAUUUUAAAAAAUAUAUAAUGGGACUUAAAGCCCUUCAGAAUGGAUCAUGUAUUGCGAAGUUUGUGAUUAUGCUGUAGCAAGACGAUGAAAGCAAUCCUUUCAAAAAUUGACAGUGACGUUAUACACAACUUCAUUUCUCCCUAAACGCAUACAGCAUGCAUAUUUUAAUUGCCCCUCAAUUAUUGUUACCAGCUGGUAUCUAAUUUCCUCUUGGAAUUGUUGCCACAUUCUGCCUCCAUAACCUCCCUAGGAAAUUUAUUCAAAUAUUCACCACUCUGUAUAAACUAAAUUAAUUUGAAAUGUCGCUUCACUUUCUCUAAGUUCUAUCCAAGUCUAACCUUUGUUAUAAGAUCAGUCUAUCUAUAUCUUCUACAAUCUUCAGUACUUCAAUAAGAUCUCCCCUGAACCUUUUGUUUUUNAGCAUUCCCAGUUUAUGUAGUUUCUCCUUAUAACAGGUGUCUAAUUCAAGCCAUCAAUCCAGUUGCCUUUUGCUGCAUUCCCACCAAUGGCAAGAUAUCCCUACUCUAAUACUUUGACCAAAAUUAUGCAAUACACUAGGAUAGGCUGGAUUAAUGUUCUGUACAAAUUAAACUAAGGCUUGUGCUUUGUCCCUUUAGUUUCUACUUCGCUCAGUUAUAUAAACCCACUAUCUCCUCUCAAAAAUGCAAAAUUUUUUAUUUAUCAGGUUUGAAAAUUGCCUCGGAAAAGAUAUUAGAAACCACCAGAAUUUAAAUCUGCAAUCCCAAAGAUUGGCGUCCUUUUCAAUAUAUUUGAAAAAUGACUUUUUGGUCAUUCUUCACCCAUCUUUAACUAUCCUGUCAUCACUGGGUGGUUUUAAAAAUAAACCUACUUCUGCCUGUGAACUGACUCUUUUGUGAGAGUACAAUAUUAGAGAGACAUGAAAAAAUUAUAUAUUUCAAGAACCUUGCAUUAUGACUUAAAAUUUGAAAGAACUUGGCUGACUUCUACCUUUAUUAGCUGUUGCUCUUCUCUCUCCCAAAUCAUUAAUUAUAAAGCAAGGUUAAUCUUUCAAUUUGGGGUGGAGGCUAGGGAUGUUGCCUUGUGUAAGUUUAUUUAUUUUGAGCCAAUUAUGGUGAAUCAGUCACAGCAGUUAUAGAGAAAUCCCAGUCUCAGAUUACCCUACUCUAUUAACCAAAUAAAGCUAGUGGAGUGGAAAAUGCUCCCAAAGAAUAUGUGGCCAAAAAACUUCAUAUUGAAAUGAUGGGAAUUAAGGUACUGUGAAGAAACCAAAUGUUCAUUCCAGUAUUACAUUCAGUGAGUCCAAAAAUACUUACAAAACAUGUUCUUUUUAGACUCAUUAGCAGCAUUUUAAUAAACCCAUCUAUUUGAUAAUCACUUCUGGAAUCAAUUUGAGAACAGGGUCAUCUCUUUGAGCAUUUUUUCACUGUACCCAAAUGUGAUCAAUUUUCUGAAAUUGGAUAUGUUUAAAAGUAUCUUGAACUGUUCAGGUACCCUAACAAUUCAGGUAAAAUUUCUGUUAAAAUUUAACAGAUUUUGUAGACCGAUUUUGCUUUCAAAUCGGUCUAGCAAUGCCAAAAGUUGUGCUGGGAGUUGAUGGUCUAUUUCUUUGUAUAAAUCAUUUGGAUUACCUAUCUCCAGUAAAUAAACCUCCCAC
Molecule: messenger RNA, 5170 nt
Organism: Callorhinchus milii (elephant shark)
Lineage: Eukaryota; Metazoa; Chordata; Chondrichthyes; Chimaeriformes; Callorhinchidae
Gene: gzf1
Product: GDNF-inducible zinc finger protein 1
Exons: 7
Coding region: 683-3175 (830 amino acids)
Biological process (GO): regulation of transcription by RNA polymerase II
Cellular component (GO): nucleus
Molecular function (GO): RNA polymerase II cis-regulatory region sequence-specific DNA binding; DNA-binding transcription factor activity, RNA polymerase II-specific; protein binding
Source: RefSeq, a predicted model, not a curated record